AAGACUGUGGGGCUUGCCCCGGCUUCCUCCAAUGAGAGGGGUGGUGUCCAUCGGGAACGAUCUCGCUUCGUUGAGACGGGAACCUUGAUCCUUCCGCGUCUGCGUCGUGAUUGACGAUUCUGUCAAAGUAUCAAACAUCGAUGCUAUGAGGCACGGCGGAGCGUGGCGAGCGAUUGGGUCUUCUACUUUGAUCUUUAGUUGUAGUGGAGGUAUCACAGGGCGUCAGGCGCCUGACUCUACCUACUGCAAUGGCUUCUACGGAGUACAGCCUACCUGCAGAGAUGGCCCGCACCUAGGGAUAGGCAAGAAAGCUGCGACUGCGAGGCAGCACGCAUCUUGGCCUCUUGCUUGGGCCAUAAGACUUUUCGUUUAGGCCGCACCUAAUUCUAAUUUCUAGCGCCUACAUCGUCAGACGUU
Canariomyces notabilis is the source of this 417-nucleotide messenger RNA. RefSeq lists its product as uncharacterized. The coding region runs from base 146 to 373 and encodes 75 amino acids. The record is from RefSeq and is a predicted model, not a curated record. Lineage: Eukaryota; Fungi; Ascomycota; Sordariomycetes; Sordariales; Chaetomiaceae. The transcript has 2 exons.